AUUUCGAAAUGGUCACCACGCUGCUGGCAGCCGUGACUCUAGUGGACAUCUUCCAGGUGAAGGCGGACGUGCUAGACAUGGCGGAGAACGCGUUUGACGAUGAGUACCUGAAGUGCAGCAGCAGGAUGGAGCUGAAGUACAUCCCACAGCUGUUCAGGGAUGAAAGGGCGAACUCUGACCUCCUGGAGACUGUGUGGGACAAUGCGGAGAUCAUGUGGGAAGCUCGGAAGGCUAAGAUCUCUCCCCCAGUGAACUUCAAGGACCCCUAUGGAAUAACCCUGAUGGCGUUUGUAACCGAGGCUCGAGAGCAGACUCCCUUUUACCACGAGUUCAACAGAGCUGUGAAGAUGGCCGGCCAGUCCCGAAAAGAUUACAUCUACAACUUCCAGUUCAAAGCUUUUCAUUUUUACCUGGUGAGAGCCCUGCAGCUGCUGAGAAGACCUUGUGAAGAGAGUUACAAAGACGUGGUGUACCUCACAGGUCAAGACAUUUCCUUCACAUUCGGAGGGCCAAACCAAGCGAGGCUGGGCAACUUCACACUGGCAUACCCAGCCAGACCCCCCACAGCUAACAACCAGCCAGUGCUAACCAUCCACACCUGCUUUGGGGUGGCUGUGGAAAGGUUUUUGGACAAAGCAAGUGAGAGAGUUGUUUUAAUACCUCUGACUGAGGUUUUUCAAGUGUCCCGGGAAGGAACUGGCAAUGACCUUCUUCUUGAGAGCAUAAACAAGACCUGCAGCUACUAUGAGUGUGCAUUCCUCGGGGGUCUAAAAACUGAAAAUUGCAUUGCAAACCCAGAAUAUAUGGAACCCGCGUAUGUCUACAACCCCGAUUUGGAAAGUCAGAAGCUUGAAGACUCUGGUAGGAAAAGCUUCGAAUCCACUGGAAUACCAGAAAUUAAAGUGCUACAACCAGAUGAAAACCUUCUCCAGCCAGAUGAAAAGCCUGAAGGCAGAAGUCACAGCAAUGCCGGCAAGCCUACUCCAGGUCCACAUCCAGCUCCACGUCCCAAGACCCAUCCUUCUGCAUCUUCUGGCAGAAGGCUCCUCCCACCAGUCACAGCGUCCCUUGUUUUAGCCGUCACUUCCGCUGCAAACAUCCUCACUGCUCUAUAGCUUGAGAUGGUAUCUUAACCUUUAUUUGAAAGGCGCUAAGGGGAUCCCACAGGAGGUCAAGAGAAGAGAUGUGACAGAUUCCCUGUAUAAAAUAAGAACUGUGUAUCUCUUCCCUGUUUUACAGUUUAAAAAGCUGGUCCAAAUAGUGUCAUAGAAUUAACUUUUCAUUUCUGUUUAAUUUUAGGAUUGCAAAAAUCCCAAAGCUGUAUACUUUUGAUUGGAUUCAAUAAA
This is a messenger RNA of Onychomys torridus (southern grasshopper mouse), 1346 nucleotides long. RefSeq names its product ADP-ribosyltransferase 3 (inactive) (gene Art3). Lineage: Eukaryota; Metazoa; Chordata; Mammalia; Rodentia; Cricetidae. Bases 9 to 1115 code for a protein of 368 amino acids. The transcript has 9 exons. Gene Ontology annotation, molecular function: NAD+-protein-arginine ADP-ribosyltransferase activity; NAD+ poly-ADP-ribosyltransferase activity. The record is from RefSeq and is a predicted model, not a curated record.